This is a messenger RNA of Canis lupus familiaris (dog), 7898 nucleotides long. It is a transcript of the gene MMS22L, whose product is annotated as MMS22 like, DNA repair protein. Gene Ontology annotation, cellular component: nuclear replication fork. Bases 168 to 3893 code for a protein of 1241 amino acids. The transcript has 25 exons. Lineage: Eukaryota; Metazoa; Chordata; Mammalia; Carnivora; Canidae. Gene Ontology annotation, biological process: double-strand break repair via homologous recombination; replication fork processing. The record is from RefSeq and is a predicted model, not a curated record.
UUCCCGCGGAGACCUCGCGAGCGGAGCCCCGGGGGCGGGCUGCGCCGUGGCCCCGCCCCUCGGGAGCGCGGGCGCGCGGUGGCGGGAAUUUCGCCGGUGCCUGACGGAGAGCUGGCCGACGCCGGGGUUGGAGUCCCAGAGGGGGUGUAGGGCAGAAAAAGUGAAUAAUGGAAAACUGUUCCGCUGCGUCGACGUUCCUGACCGACAGCUUGGAACUGGAGCUGGGGACAGAAUGGUGCAAACCCCCUUGCUUUUCUUGUGGUUUUGACAACAGAACAGGAGGAAAUCAUUUUUCUGGAGAGUCCUACCUUUCCAGCGGAGCCCUUAAACGAUUAAUUUUGAAUCUUGAUCCUUUACCAACUAAUUUUGAAGAAGAUACAGUGGAAAUAUUUGGCAUUCAGUGGGUUACUGAAACAGCAUUAGUGAAUUCAUCAAGAGUUCUCUUUCAUUUAUUCAGGCAGCAGCUGUACAAUUUGGAAACCUUAUUACAAGCCAACUGUGAUUUUGGGAAGAUAUCAACCCUACACUGCAAAGCAGACAGUAUUAGGCAGCAGUGUGUGACAUUUCUUCAUUAUGUCAAGGUUUUCAUCUUUAGGUACCUGAAAGUACAAAGUGCUGAGAGUCCUGUUCCUGUCCAUCCCUAUGAAACUUUGGAGGCACAACUACCCUCUGUGUUGGUUAAUGAACUCCAUGGAUUACUUUUGUAUAUUGGACAUCUAUCUGAACUUCCCAGUAUUAAUCUAGGAGCAUUUGUAAAUCAAAACCAGAUUAAGCUUUUUCCACCAUCGUGGCAUUUAUUACAUCUCCACUUAGAUAUCCAUUGGCUGGUGCUAGAAAUUCUUCACAUGCUUGGUGAAAAAUUCAAACAAGUUGUAUACGGUCAUCAGUUUAUGAAUCUGGCAGGUGACAAUUUAACAAACGUCAGCCUAUUUGAAGAACAAUGUGAAAAUCUCCUUUGUGAUUUAAUAAGCCUGUCACUCAACAGGUAUGACAAGGUUAGGCCUUCUGAAGCAUUAGCAAGUCACCACUGCUCAUGUUCGUGCAUUAAAGAAUUAUGGAUUUUACUUAUUCAUCUUCUAGAACACAGAAAUAAAUGGUCUCUUUCAGAACCAUUUUGGAACUGGUUGAAUAAACUACUUAAAACACUCUUUGAAAAGUCGAGUGACCGAAGACGACUCUCUGUGCCUGUAAUCCAGCCCAGGGAUCCAUUAGGUUUUAGUUGGUGGAUCAUCACUCAUGUAGCAUCAUUUUACCAGUUUGAUCGCCAUGGAACACCAGAUGAAAUGAGACAAAUGGAAUCAAAUUGGAGUUUUGUAGAAGAACUACUCAAAAAGUCCAUCAAUGUUCAGGGUGGUGUUCUAGAAGAACAAUUACGAAUGCAUCUUCACUGUUGUUUGACACUUUGUGAUUUCUGGGAGCCAAACAUUGCAAUCGUCACCAUUCUAUGGGAAUAUUAUAGUAAGAACCUGAAUAGUUCUUUCAGCAUCUCUUGGCUUCCUUUAAAAGGUCUUACAUACGUUAUUAAGUCACCCUUGUCAAUGCUAGAAAUGGUGAAGACCUGCUGUUAUGAUAAACAAGAUAAUGACCUGUAUAAAUCUAGCAGUAGUUACACCAUUUUCCUUUGUAUUUUGGCAAAAGUUGUUAAGAAAGCAAUGAAGAACAAUGGCCCUCAUCCUUGGAAACAAAUCAAAGGAAGAAUAUAUUCUAAAUUCCAUCAAAAAAGAAUGGAAGAACUGACAGAGGUUGGUCUUCAGAACUUCUUCAGUCUUUUUCUGCUGUUAGCAGCUGUUGCAGAAGUGGAAGAUGUAGCAAGUCAUGUUUUAGGCCUCCUAAAUUUCCUCAAGCCUUCCUUUGUAACAUCUUCCCUCAUUUGGAAGGGUCAAGUGGCCUUCCUCUUGAUGUAUACCCAGAAAAAUCUGGACAUUGGUGUUUUGGCUGAGAAAUUUUCAGGUGCUUUCCGAGAGAAAGCAAAGGAAUUCUUGGUAUCUAAGAAUGAUGAAAUGGGACAAAGACAGACUCUCUGGACACUUCUUUCCAUCUAUAUUGAUGGUGUUCAAGAAAUAUUUGAGACUAGCCAUUGCUUACAUUCUUCGCAUGAAAAACUGCUUAAUGAUGGAUUUAGUAUGCUUCUGCGAGCUUGUCAAGAAUCUGAACUUAGGAUAGUACUGAGCUUUCUACAAGCUGUUCUGGCCAGAAUCAGGAAUAUGCAUCAACAAUUGUGUCAGGAACUUCAAAAGGAGAAUGUGGACCUAAUUGUGCAGUCUUCAUUAUCGGCUAAAGAGCGCCACCUUGCUGCAGUUGCCAGUGCACUAUGGAGACAUUUCUUUUCAUUUUUGAAGAGUCAGAGAAUGUCACAGACCGUGCCUCUCUCAGAACUUGCAGAUGCAGCUGCAGAUUUUACUUUGCUAGCAGUGGACAUGCCCAGCACAGCUCCAUCAGAUCUUCAGCCCCAGCCAGUUAUAUCAGUGAUGCAACUUUUUGGUUGGGAUGAUAUCAUCUGGCCCAAAGUUGUAGCAAGAUAUUUAAGUCAUUGCCUACAAAAUAGCAUGUUAUGUGAAGCACUUUCUCAUUCAGGCUGUGUAUCUUUUCAAGCCUUAACUGUAAGAUCAUGGAUUCGUUGUGUUUUGCAAAUGUAUAUAAACAACCUCUAUGUGCCUGAUGAUUUGUUCCUUGAUACAAAUCCUGGACAGAUAGUUGAAAAAGAGUACUUGGAACAGUUGGCUGAACUGACAAGGUUGCUAUAUAAACUCUCAGAAGUAAGGAAUAUUUUCUCAAAAGCUCAGAUUGAAUAUUUCUUCAGUCCAGAAGACCCUACAAAAGCACUUGUUCUAUUUUUUGAGGCUGUUGGUAUUACUUAUGGGAAUCUGCAGACACUUUCUGAUAAAUCUGCCAUGGUCACAAAGUCCUUAGAAUACCUUGGUGAAAUAUUAAAAUAUAUAAAACCUUAUUUGGGAAAAAAAAUUUCCAGUGCAGGGCUGCAACUGACGUAUAGGAUGAUGGGAAUUCUUGUUAAAUCAUGGGCACAGAUCUUUGCCACCUCUAAAGCCCAGAAACUACUAUUCCGGAUCAUAGAUUGUUUAUUGCUGCCACAUACAGUCCUACAGCAAGAGAAGGAGCUGCCUGCACCUAUGUUGACUGCAAUUCAAAAGAGUCUUCCUUUGUAUCUCCAGGGCAUAUGUAUCGUGUGUUGUCAAUCUCAAAAUCCAAAUGCCUAUUUGAACCAAUUGCUAGGGAGUGUUAUUGAGCAGUACAUUGGGCGGUUUCUUCCUGCUUCCCCGCAUGUUUUAGGUCUCGGACAACACCCUGUUUUGUUGGCAUUGAGAAACUCCACCACUGUUCCACCUAUGUCACCUCUAAAGAAAUGCAUCAUACAAGUCAUAAGGAAGUCCUACUUUGAAUGUAAAGGGUCCUUGCUCCCUCCUCGCUUAGCAUCUAUUCUGGCCUUCAUUCUGCAGCUCUUCAAAGAAACUAACAUAGACAUUUCUGAGGUUGAACUGCUCCUCCCUGGCGUCUUAAAAUGCUUGGUGUUGGUCAGUGAACCCCAAGUUAAAAGGCUGGCCACAGAGAACCUGCAAUACAUGGUAAAAGCCUGCCAAGCGGGGUCAGAGGGAGAACCUGCCACCCAGCUGACUUCUGUGUUUAGGCAUUUUAUCCAGGAUUAUGGUAUGAGAUAUGAUUAUCAGAUUUACAGCAUUCUAGAAACAGUAGCAGCAUUGGAUCAGCAGGUUGUUAUCCACUUGCUUUCUACCCUCACUCAGUCUCUGAAGGAUUCAGAGCGGAAAUGGGGCCUUGGCAGAAAUAUUGCACAAAGGGAAGCCUAUAGCAAACUUUUAUCUCACCUAGGACAAGUGGGACAAGAUGAAAUGCAGAGACUGGAGAGUGAUAAUACCUAAUAUAUUUUGUGAUUUGCCUUCUCUCUUAACUGUCCAAAGCCACUUUGCACUGCAAUUGUAUAACAUUCUGUUAAAAAUGCUUUCAAGGAUUUUUUAUUCUUACAUACCUGUAAGUAUAAAGUACAUAAAUAAGGAAAUAAAAGUUAAGUAAAUGUAUUACUUAACUUUGGAAGUUGACCAAAUUGCAUUCUCUUUUGAAGAGUUUAUAGUUAAACUAAUUUAAAGUAACUUUUUCUGACUGGGAGUGUUUCUGUGUAUGUCUGUGAAGCAGGUUUGUACUGGUUGACCCAGGGCCUUCUCACUGUAAUAUGACUUUCUGCCUUGUGAGUGAUUUGUGUUUGUUUCUUACAAGUUAUGUUUUACUAUGAUUUUUUUUUUCAGGUUACUUGGCUAUUCUAUGCUGAUUUUUGUGAAAGGGGAAGAUUCAGGAGAUAGGAUCGUAUGUUUGCCGUCUUUUGUAAUACCAUGUGUGAGGCAAGAGAAUAAAUAUCCAGCACACUUAACUCUGCGGAAUGAGGCAGGGUCUGGCUAAAUUAAUAUACAGAUAGCAUGUAAGAUAUUUUAAAACUUAAGCCAGCAGUGUUUAUGCUUAGGUUCUAACAAUUGACAGAUUUUUCUUCUCUAGCCAUCCUGUGUUUUUUGGAAAUUUAUUAAAACACAUAUCAGGAGAAGUAUAAAUAAGAGCUUUUAAGAAAAGACAAUAAAUAAUAUUUCUAAAAAUCUUAAGAUUACAAAUUAACAGAAGAGGUCUAGAAGUCAGCUGAUUUAUCUCCUUGCUCUUCAGUUAGAGCCUCUUAAUAAUUUAGCAUUUUAUUUAUUUACAGGAAACCAGUUUAGUUCCUUUAGCAGCUCUGUGUCUCAACUCUUUAACUAUUUCAUCCAGAUUUUUAUUUUACUGAUUGGGCUUUUGUCCUUGACUCCAUUUUGUGGUGAGCAUUAUUAGGUAAAAGAAAUCCAGUCAUAGUGUUAGGAACCUACCUAGUUCUCAAACCCCAGCUCUGCUUUAUAAACUUGAUCAAGUUACUUAACCUUGUUAAGUUUCUCCAUGGAGAAAAAAGAAUAAUAUUCCUUUUUCUAUUUCACAGCAUUAUGGUAAGAAUCAGUGGAAUAAUGUAUGUGAAAAUAUAUUGGUGACAUAUGUUCUGUUUGAGGCACAGGGACAUGAUCAUUCAUGCACAGAAGUAAAGAACACCUCUUAAUUUUGUUCCACUGUCUCUAGUAUGUCCUAGAUGAAUGAUCCCCUUUUUCUUCAAACUUUGUCUUACAUGUCAUGUUUGCUAACUUUAUAAUAACUGUUUUCUUCUUGGGACUCCAGUCUUUAUCAUGGUUCUACUAUUCCCUCCCUUUUCUGACUCAAGAAGUAUCUUUAAAAAUGAAAUAUAUUACAAUCAGUGAAAUCUAGUCAUUAGUCCUCUCCUAACUUUUCUCUGUGAAUUCUAAGUGAGUACCUUUUGUUUUCAUAACUUAACAGUCUGUUUCCGCCCCCACCCAAUCUAUUCCACAGUCAUUACUUCCACAAGCUGGAUGAAUAAAAGCCUCUUUAAGGUUACUUAAUAGACUUCACAGUAAUGAGUUUCUCUUUUUUAUGAUGGUGACUUAUUAAGCCUAUAUCACUUGGCAAGUUUCUGCAAAUGAAUUUUAAUCGGCUUAAGGUGAUGCUUUUAAAGUAGUUAUUUAUGUGUGUGUGUGUACAUAUAUAUUUGUUUUCCAAGUGGGAUUGAUAUCUGAGAAUCUCACUCCUUAGUAUAUGAAAUGUUUAAGGCUGAGAAAUGCUGCUUCUGAAUCAUGCAUUAGAUAUAUAGAUCUGUAGAUGCUAAGAAUAAAUAGUUUGUACUUCAAAAAUCAAGAACAAAAAAAAAUCUGUGACUGUACUUGUAUUAUAUGUAUAUACAUGAGUGUUUAUUUAUAUAUAAGUAAAGUCUAAAAGAUACUUUUUUUAAUUGAAGAAAUUUUUGGACUCAGUUCAUUUUCUUGAAAAUCUUCACAGACCCAUCACUUAUUCACCUGAAUAACCAAUCAUCUCUAGAGCUGCUGCUUCUACCACUAUAAUGUCAGCCAUUCACUUUUAGUGAUAUCUAAGACUACGUUCUCAUUUCUUAUGUUCUUUGGCCUUACGUUUGCAUUUUCCUUUAUCUUCUCAGCCCUUCUCAGUGGUGUUUGCUCCUUCCUACAUACUGUACUCUGAAAGCACCUUCAUGUUCUUUCUUGUCCCCAGUGGUAAGAUCUGGCCCUUCCCUCACUCUGUCUCAAAAUUCUUCUAGUAGUAAAUUGAUAACACUAAGUCAUAAUUCUAUCUAUAAAAUCUACUUCUAGUGCUAAUUUCUUUCUAAACCCCUCUAGCCACUGGAUCCUCCUGAAAUCUCAAGGCAACAUGUCAAGCUGCCCUUAUCACCUGUUUUAAACUAGCUCUUGCCUUUCUUUUCUACCCAGGGGAUACACUAUUUUCCCAAGUUAUUUAACCUUGAAACUUCAAAAGCAGCUUGGAUUCUUACCUGUUCCCCACUUUCAGUAAUCACCAUGAUGGGCUCUUGCUGUUCUUUUGUUUUUGUCAUCCUGGCUGUCCCAACAGUCUUUUGGGUGCUACUGAUCUCUUUCUUAUCUCCCCAUCUAUGAUCUCCUUUCCUGCAAUUUAACCUCACACAGUAACUGACAUUAGUGUUUCUAAAAUAUUAUUUUCCUCGUUACUUUUCUGCUCAAGGACAUCCACUUACUUCCCAGUGUCAGUAAGCUGACAUUCAAACCUCAGAAAGUAAGGAGACUUUGCCAUUUGACUCUACCUUUCCUGUGUAAACUGAACUCAAACAGAUUAGAAUGCCUUAGAACAUCUGAAGGCCACGUUCAGUCUACACUCUGAGCCUCAUUCAUUUUGCCAGCAUAGAACACCACCCUUUCUAUAGAAGCCUAAUCUUAAGACACUAAAAUAGGAAGAUGGUUAAAAUAUAUUUUAGAUAUAUGAGUAUUCCAGUCAAAUUUCUGUAAAGUAUCAGAUGGAAUGUAAAAGAGAUGAUUGAAGGACAACAGGGUGAUAGAAGGACUUUAUUAGACAUUCAGAUUUGGUUAUGAUUUAAAUUUUAAUUGAACAUUUAAUUAGGUUUUCAUGGGGGAGUAAAAAACAUGGAAUAUGAUCUCUGUACAAAAAUCACUCAGUAUUGAAAUCAUUUGCAUUAGAAGAGUUUCAUAGUUUAAAACUUUUAUAUCUUUAUUCCUAGCAUAUUUUUUCUUAAGCAUAUUUGACUUUUCCUACCUGGACAUCUAUAUAAAAAAAUACUUAUCUGUAGAUUGUGUGUUCCUUACCCAUUAUUAUUAUCUUCUUCCACGCUUUGUCACAAAUUUUUAAAACGACUUUGUUCUUAAAGAAUUACACAUACUUUAACAGAGUCUUUUGACAGUUUUUAUUUUUAAUUCCCCUUUGUUAAGAUAAUCUGCUGUAUAAAAAUUUGACAAGCUUCUGCAAUUGGGAAAAGCCUCUAGGAAACCUACCUUCCCUAAAUCCUAUAGACUUUACGUAAACCUUACAUUUUCCAAAAACUGAUCUCCUGCCUACUCUCUUCUAAGGUUAAAAAUACUACCUUGUCAGUCAAGUGUAGAGUACACCAAUAUAAAUACCAUGCCUUGCUUAAAACAGUUGAUUUGGGAAGCUAGCAAAGUAGCAUAUUCUUUCAGAUAUUUAACAAUAUGUAAGAUUUGUAUUAGGAUUCUGUGAUGAUCUAUAUUGGUAAGGUUAACAAAGAAGUACCACAUGGUUGGAAUUAAAUAAUUUCUGCUUAUUAAAGUUUUUGGUGUGUUAAUAGUUAUCCAACUUACUGCAUUUGUGAAAUGUGCUUUCAGAAAAAUUCUGGGCCUUCUUGUUAUAUAUUCAUGUUUAUAAGUUAAAUAUGCCUAUAAUAAUGAUAUAUAAUUUUUAAAUGUAUAUCUUUAAUUUGCACUUCAUCCAUGAAUAUUACACUUCCUUUUUUAUGAGAGAUUAUUUGAAAACCAAAAUAAAAAUGAGCCAUGUUACCUGAA